This is a messenger RNA of Beta vulgaris subsp. vulgaris (sugar beet), 361 nucleotides long. Its product is annotated as cypmaclein-like. The transcript has 2 exons. The record is from RefSeq and is a predicted model, not a curated record. NCBI's taxonomy places the organism in Eukaryota, Viridiplantae, Streptophyta, Magnoliopsida, Caryophyllales, Amaranthaceae.
AUGGAGGUGGCCAAAGCUAUAAUUGCUAUAUUACUCAUCUCACUUUUCCUUGUUCAAUUUAUACAAGCUAAUGAAACGUGAAAACUAAAAUCUCAUAAUGCAGACUGUGGUGGGGAAUGUAAGAGAAGAUGUAGUAAGUCAUCAAGACAGAAAAUAUGCAUGAGAGCAUGUGGAACUUGUUGUGCCCGGUGCAAUUGUGUGCCUCCUGGUACCUUCGGCAAUGAAGACGUCUGCCCUUGCUAUGCCAACAUGACUACUCACGAUGGACGCCACAAAUGCCCUUGAAUAACAUUAAUUCAGGAACAACUCUUAAUAGCUCAAAGUAUAGUUAGUAAGCGAUAAGGAGAUAGUGUGACUUGUU